Messenger RNA from Triticum aestivum (bread wheat), 1419 nucleotides. Its product is annotated as probable prolyl 4-hydroxylase 9. The transcript is spliced from 8 exons. The record is from RefSeq and is a predicted model, not a curated record. Gene Ontology annotation, molecular function: procollagen-proline 4-dioxygenase activity; L-ascorbic acid binding; iron ion binding. Gene Ontology annotation, biological process: peptidyl-proline hydroxylation to 4-hydroxy-L-proline. Gene Ontology annotation, cellular component: endoplasmic reticulum. NCBI's taxonomy places the organism in Eukaryota, Viridiplantae, Streptophyta, Magnoliopsida, Poales, Poaceae. The coding region runs from base 177 to 1064 and encodes 295 amino acids.
GCUCGCUCGCUCCUCGUCAAUUUCAGUAGCCAUUCCACGACCGCCCAGAGAAGACCCGCCUCCUCCCCGAGCUCCCUCUCCGUCCUCGUCGUCUCCUUCUCCCGCUUCCCCCCACCCAACCAACACGUUGACACGCAGACACGCUUCGCCAGGCGUCGGAGCGGCAUCGGCGAGCCAUGAAGGGCGGCGGGGCCAUCCGGAGCGGCGGCGGGGGAGGCGGCGGGCUGAUGCGGACGCGGCUGCGGCUCCCCGUGGUGCUCCUCUCCUGCUCCCUCUUCUUCCUCGCCGGCUUCCUCGGCUCCCUCCUCUUCACCCAGGAUCCGCAGGGGGAGGAGGACGUGGAGCGGCCGCUGCGGAGGGAGCGGCUCAUGGAGGCGGUCUGGCCGGAGAUGGCGUACGGGGAGUCCGGCGAGCCCGCGCCCUCCUUGAUCCCUUACCAGAUUUUGAGCUGGCAACCUCGUGCAUUAUAUUUUCCACAAUUUGCAACAGCAGAACAGUGUGAGAAUGUGGUAAAAACUGCGAAGGCACGGCUUAGGCCAUCAACAUUGGCCUUAAGGAAAGGAGAAAGCGAGGAGACUACAAAAGGAAUAAGGACAAGCUCAGGCACAUUCCUUAGCGCCGAAGAAGAUCCAACUGGAGCCCUUGCAGAAAUUGAAACGAAGAUUGCAAAGGCUACCAUGAUGCCGAGAAGUCAUGGAGAGCCCUUUAAUGUCCUUCGGUAUGAGAUUGGACAGAAGUAUGCUUCACACUAUGAUGCAUUUGACCCGGCUCAAUAUGGUCCACAGAAAAGCCAAAGGGUGGCAUCUUUCUUGCUCUAUCUCACGGAUGUCGAGGAAGGUGGAGAAACCAUGUUCCCGUAUGAGAAUGGGGACAAUAUGAACAUAGGCUACGACUAUGAACAGUGCAUCGGCUUAAAGGUAAAACCGAGGAAGGGCGAUGGCCUCUUGUUUUACUCCCUUAUGGUAAAUGGUACCAUUGAUCCGACUUCACUUCAUGGAAGCUGCCCAGUGAUCAAAGGAGAGAAAUGGGUCGCCACGAAAUGGAUUAGAGACAAGACGGUGUAAAUGAGGCUAACAAACAGAGGCUCCACGUCCUAAAUAGAUCCACACAUACAUAGUAAUCAUUUUUUUUUCUACACGAUCAUGUACCUGUACAUUACAUUUAUUCAAUUUCCAUCGGCCUUCAUGAACCAGUGAGGUAGGGGGGGAACAACUUGCAGUUUCCAUCUGCUAAUUUGACAGACGUGUUAGUCUAAUCUUGGUGGCUGGGCCAUGUAUCUCUUCUUUUCUACUUCUUCGGUUCCAAAGUAUACCUGAACUUAUAGCUUUGUGCUAAGUCAAACAUGUCUGUUUGACUAACUAUAUUACAAAAAUAUGUUUUAUGGUGAAUCUAAAGAAAUCAAUAUUAUGUUGCAGAUAA